AUGAAGAUCCUCUGGCUUCUGCUGUUGUUCCUGUGUGACAGCCAGAGCUGGGCAGCGUCAAGGCCGAACUUUGUCCUGCUGAUGGCUGACGACCUUGGCAUCGGAGAUCCUGGGUGCUAUGGAAACAAGACUCUCAGGACUCCCAAUAUUGACCGAUUGGCCGAAGGGGGAGUGAAACUCACUCAGCAUCUAGCGGCAUCACCCCUGUGCACGCCGAGCAGGGCGGCCUUCAUGACAGGCCGGUACCCCAUCCGAUCAGGAAUGGUAUCUCAGUCCAGAGUGGGAGUUUUCCUCUUCUCGGCCUCUUCUGGAGGACUUCCCACCAGUGAGAUUACAUUCGCCAAGCUCCUGAAGAAUCAAGGCUAUUCAACAGCUCUGAUAGGGAAGUGGCACCUUGGGACCAGCUGUCACAACAAAACCGACUUUUGUCACCAUCCUUUAAGCCACGGCUUCGAUUAUUUCCACGGGCUCCCUGUGACCAACCUGAGAGACUGCAAGCCUGGAGAGGGCAGUGUAUUCACCACAGGCAUCAGGGUGCUGGUCUUCAUCCCUCUCCAGGUCAUUGCCAUUGCUCUCCUCACCCUGGCGGUGCUCAAGUGCCUGGGGCUGCUCCAUGCACCCAACCUGCUCUUCUUCUGCCUUCUCUUCCUGGCGGCCAUGAUACUCGGCCUCCUGGUGUGCUUCCUCUAUUACUUCCGGCCCUUGAACUGCUUCCUGAUGAAGAACCACGAGAUUACGCAGCAGCCCCUGUCUUACGACCACCUCACGCAGAGGCUGACGGAGGAUGCGGCCCAGUUCAUGCGACGGAAUGCCGAGACACCAUUUCUGCUUGUCCUGUCUUACCUUCACGUGCACACGGCCCUCUUCUCUUCCAAGGACUUCGCCGGCAAAAGUAAACAUGGCGCUUAUGGGGACGCUGCCGAGGAAAUGGAUUGGAGUGUUGGGCAGAUCUUGAAUGUUCUAGAUGAGUUGAGACUGGCUAAUAACACCCUCAUCUACUUCUCAUCGGACCAAGGAGCACAUGUGGAGGAAGUGACCACCAAAGGAGAAGUCCAUGGAGGGAGCAACGGAAUCUACAAAGGGGGCAAAGCAAACAACUGGGAAGGAGGUAUCCGGGUUCCAGGCGUUCUUCGAUGGCCAGGAGUGAUACAGGCUGGGCUGGAGAUUGAUGAGCCAACAAGCAACAUGGACAUAUUUCCUACGGUGGCCAAACUCGCGGGGUCACCACUGCCUGAAGACAGGAUCAUUGAUGGACGUGACCUGAUGCCCCUGCUUCAGGGGAAAAGCCAACGCUCGGAUCAUGAGUUUCUCUUCCAUUACUGCAACUUCUACCUAAAUGCUGUGCGCUGGCACCCGCGGAACAGCACGUCCAUCUGGAAAGCCUUUUUCUUCACACCCAAGUUCACCCCCGAGGGCGCCAAUGGAUGCUUUUCUACACACGUGUGUUUCUGUCAUGGGCAUUUCGUCACCCACCAUCACCCACCUUUACUCUUUGAUAUUUCCAAAGAUCCGAGAGAGAGAAACCCAGUAACCCUGACGACUGAGCCCCGGUUCCAGGAGAUUCUGGACGCCAUGCAGCAAGCCGCAGACCACCACACCAAGACCCUGCAAGAGGUCCCCAAUCAGUUGUCACUGGGAAACAUCCUCUGGAAGCCAUGGCUUCAGAUGUGUUGUUCCUCCUCCGGCCUAUCUUGCCAGUGUGACCGAGAAAAACAAGAUAGAACAGUGAGCCAUUAGCCAUUGUGCGUCUGGGGCCAAGAAAAAUGCUCGGUGCCCGCUCCAGCUCCUCCAUUACAGACGCACAUUGGGAACGGCACUGGGUUAAAGCCAGCUCUGUCAGUACCUUGGAUUAGGAUCGAUUCUCUAUCUCAUCACCUGAAGGCUCCACCAAGAGCCCCACAGUUACCCCAGA
Molecule: messenger RNA, 1912 nt
Organism: Ceratotherium simum simum (southern white rhinoceros)
Lineage: Eukaryota; Metazoa; Chordata; Mammalia; Perissodactyla; Rhinocerotidae
Product: steroid sulfatase
Molecular function (GO): arylsulfatase activity
Source: RefSeq, a predicted model, not a curated record